Molecule: messenger RNA, 4036 nt
Organism: Spea bombifrons (plains spadefoot toad)
Lineage: Eukaryota; Metazoa; Chordata; Amphibia; Anura; Pelobatidae
Gene: MBTPS1
Product: membrane bound transcription factor peptidase, site 1
Exons: 23
Coding region: 388-3594 (1068 amino acids)
Biological process (GO): proteolysis
Cellular component (GO): Golgi apparatus
Molecular function (GO): serine-type endopeptidase activity
Source: RefSeq, a predicted model, not a curated record
CAGUGGCCCAGCGCUUAGGAAAGGAGGAAAAAUACACAACGCAAGAUGGCGACAGCGCACGGCGGGCACUAGAGGGAAGAAGGCGCUGCGGAUACACGGUCCACGCAGGGGUUUGCGGCGCUGUGUCCGUCGCGGGGGAGAACCACAUUGCAGAGCGCUUCUGGAGGUUUUUUUUUUUUUUUUUUUUUUUUUUAUAAUGGGUCACAGGAUUUCUCAUUUCCACGCUGAGUGAGCGAGGAGUCGGUGCCACCAUGGAGAAGAAACGCAGAAAGAAAUGAAAGCCAUGCACCCGGGCUAAUGGCUGAAAUGUGGACUUCUGCGAAUCCUUAAAACUACUUUUUUUUCUUUUUCCUUGAUCACCGCUGAACGGCGGUGCAUUAACCCUGUAUGCAGAGACUUAGCCCUAUGGAUUUGAAACCGUACUUUUCGAACAUGAAAUUGUCAAGCCUCUGGCUGCAGCUGCUUGUUAUUUUACUUUGUAUGAAAAAGCACCACAGCACUAAGCCGGCAAAUUCAUCCCAUGAGUCCGAGUAUUGUGAUGGCUGCUCUCAUCUCACACUUAGCGUAGAAUUCUCAUCUACCGUUGUGGAACAUGAGUACAUUGUGGCUUUCAAGGGAUACUUCACUGCAAAAGCUCGCAGCAAGUUUAUAUCCAGCGCGCUGAAGAGCCGGGGCAUCGAGGAUUGGAGGAUCGUACCUAGGAAUAACCCUGCCAGCGAUUACCCUAGUGACUUUGAGCUUAUUAAGUUCCGGAGUGAACAUCAGGAUGGCAUACUAACCCUUGAGAACCACCCAAACAUCAAGCGUGUCACCCCGCAGAAGCGUGUCGUCCGUUCUCUGAAGUUUGUAGACGCAGGUGAUCCGCUUGCACCAUGCAAUGAAACAAAGUGGAGCCAGAAAUGGCAAUCUUCCCGUCCGCUCCGGAGAACGAGUCUGUCUCUAAGCUCCGGUUUUUGGCAUGCAACGGGGAGGCAUUCCAGCCGUCGGCUCCUCCGAGCCAUCCCACGUCAAGUCGCUCAGACUCUACAAGCUGAUGUGUUAUGGCAAUUGGGAUACACAGGUAGUAACGUGAGAGUUGCAGUUUUUGACACUGGGUUAAGCGAAAAACAUCCCCACUUCAAAAAUGUUAAGGAAAGAACAAACUGGACCAACGAGAAGACAUUGGAUGACGGUCUGGGCCAUGGGACGUUUGUUGCUGGAGUUAUAGCCAGCAUGAGAGAGUGUCAAGGAUUUGCCCCGGACUCCGAGCUUCACAUAUACAGGGUUUUCACCAAUAACCAGGUAUCCUACACAUCAUGGUUUUUGGAUGCCUUUAACUAUGCUAUCCUUAAGAAGAUUGACGUGCUGAACCUGAGCAUUGGGGGACCAGAUUUCAUGGACCAUCCUUUUGUCGACAAGGUUUGGGAGCUGACUGCCAACAACGUCAUCAUGGUUUCUGCCAUAGGGAACGAUGGACCACUGUAUGGGACUCUCAACAAUCCUGCUGACCAAAUGGAUGUCAUCGGAGUUGGCGGCAUUGACUUUGAAGACAACAUAGCUCGCUUCUCAUCGCGGGGCAUGACCACUUGGGAACUGCCUGCCGGAUAUGGAAGAAUGAAGCCAGACAUUGUCACUUAUGGUUCCGGGGUGCGAGGAUCUGGCGUGAAGGGCGGGUGUCGAUCCCUGUCGGGCACGAGUGUGGCAUCUCCUGUUGUGGCUGGAGCCGUCACGCUGCUUGUCAGCACUGUUCAGAAGCGUGAAAUGGUGAAUCCAGCCAGCAUGAAGCAGGCGCUCAUUGCCUCCGCACGGAGACUUCCCGGAGUCAACAUGUUUGAGCAAGGCCAUGGCAAGCUGGACCUUCUGCGAGCCUAUCAGAUACUGAACAGUUACAAACCCCAAGCCAGUUUGAGUCCCAGCUACGUGGACCUGACCGAAUGCCCAUACAUGUGGCCGUACUGCUCUCAGCCUAUUUACUACGGAGGGAUGCCCACUAUCGUAAACAUCACCAUUCUAAAUGGCAUGGGGGUGACUGGGAGGAUUGUUGACAAGCCUGACUGGCAGCCAUACCUACCCCACAACGGAGACAACAUUGAGGUGGCCUUCUCAUACUCCUCAGUGCUGUGGCCAUGGUCUGGUUAUCUAGCCAUUUCCAUCUCUGUGGCCAAGAAAGCAGCUUCAUGGGAGGGUAUUGCUCAAGGUCACGUGAUGAUUACCAUCGCAUCUCCAGAUGACAAUGAGCUAAAAAAUGGGGCAGAGCAGUUCUCUACCAUCAAACUGCCAAUUAAAGUAAAGAUCAUUCCCACACCACCUCGCAGCAAGAGGGUCCUGUGGGAUCAGUACCACAACCUGAGGUACCCACCGGGCUACUUCCCACGAGACAAUCUGAGGAUGAAGAAUGACCCACUGGAUUGGAACGGUGACCACAUUCAUACAAAUUUCCGUGAUAUGUACCAGCACUUGAGGAGCAUGGGCUACUUUGUGGAGGUGCUGGGCUCCCCAUUCACGUGCUUUGAUGCCAGUCAGUACGGCACUCUCCUACUGGUUGAUAGCGAAGAAGAGUUUUUCCCAGAGGAGAUUUCCAAACUUCACAGAGAUGUGAGUAACGGACUCUCGUUGGUCGUAUUUAGUGACUGGUACAACACGUCGGUAAUGAGGAAGGUCAAAUUCUACGACGAAAACACCAGGCAGUGGUGGAUGCCCGACACCGGAGGUUCUAACAUCCCAGCAUUGAAUGAUCUGCUGUCGGUCUGGAAUAUGGCCUUUAGCGAUGGGAUCUACGAAGGGGAUUUCUCCAUGCUUAAUCAUGACAUGUACUAUGCCUCAGGCUGCAGCAUCGCAAAGUUUCCAGAAGAUGGCGCAGUUAUUUCACAAACACUAAAGGACCAAGGGCUUGAAGUUUUAAAGCAAGAUACCACAAUGGUGGAGAAUGUUCCUGUGCUAGGACUCUAUCAGACCCCCUCUGAAAAUGGGGGCAGAAUAAUCUUGUAUGGGGACUCUAAUUGCUUGGAUGACAGCCAUCGCCAGAAAGAUUGCUUCUGGUUGCUGGAUUCCUUGCUGCAAUAUACAUCCUAUGGAGUGAUGCCGGCAAGCCUCAGUCACUCUGAAAACCGGCAGAAGCCACCGUCAGGAAUAGGUGUCAUCGCCCCUGAGAGGAUGGAAGGAAACCAUUUACACAGAUAUUCCAAGGUUUUGGAGGCUCAUCUUGGAGACCCAAAACCACGACCAUUGCCGGCCUGUCCACACCUCUCAUGGGCCAAACCAAUUCCCCUCAAUGAAACUGCUCCCAGUAACCUGUGGAAGCACCAGAAGCUGCUGUCAAUAGACCUGGAAAAGGUGGCUCUGCCUAACUUUCAGCAGAACCGGCCACAAGUGAGACCCCUGUCCCCGGGUGAGAGCGGAGCGUGGGACAUUCCUGGAGGGAUUAUGCCUGGCCGUUAUAACCAGGAUGUUGGCCAGACUAUUCCGGUCUUUGCAUUUCUUGGUGCUAUGGUGGUCCUGGCCUUCUUCGUGGUGCAAAUCAACAAGGCCAAGAGCAAGCCAAAGAGAAGAAAACCACGAGUCAAGCGACCUCCGCUCCUCCAACAGUUUCACCAACCAAAGACCCCGUCUGUCUGAACAGAGCUGGGAUCUGGACAUGUACCUUUAUAUAGGAGCUGUGAUCUGACCAGGGGCCACAUUAUAGCUCCAUCACAGGGUUCCAAGGAUAUACGUUUUUAAUGAACUUUCCUGCAUGGGAUGAUAAUCGAUCUUUAGCUGACCAAACGUAUUUGGUAGGAAUCGCGCCUUUUUAUAUUUAUUAUGUAAAACAAAACAAAAAAAAGCCCUUGAAAGACUUGGCUCUACCAAAAAGGGACCUCGGGUGAUAUGCAAUAUAAUAGGAGGGCAUGUGCAAGAGCACACCAAAGCAGACCAGACAUAGGAACCUUUGGAAAAGGGUUUUCACUCAGAUCGUUGACUUUUAUUUUUAUAAAUAUCUCUGGAAGUUUUCUAAUUUUUGGUCAUUACUUCACCGUUAUCGGUGGAAAGCGUUUUCAAUAAAUAAGCAUCGUCUAAUGAA